GUGCAGGUAUGUUCUUAACAACUUGAUUUGGAGUUGCAUUAGUGUUCCGAUUAAUUCUUGUGAGCUUUACAUUUUGUUUGCGCCCCUUCUUUUACAUAAUGAAACAAGAUCUGGUGAACUGCAUGGAAAAGAGCUGGGAAAAUAUAAUUCAAAUCAUAAUUGUAAUUGAUUUCAGUGGGAUUUCAGGGCCUCGUUUAAAUUGAUGCUGUAGUGGAAUCCAAAGCCCACGGAUGAGAAGAAUGUAGUCCGUACUUUGGGCUGUCCAAUCGAUGUGUGCACAAGAAAUUGUCAUCGGGGAAUCAGAAACACUCUGAAGAUUUCAUCAGAAGAAAAAGAAAACGUUUUGAGGAAAUAUAAUCAGAUACUUGGAAAUCUGUGUAUAGCUUAGCUGUACAGAACUGAAAGCCCAUCGCAAGAAAUUAGGAAGAUGAUUCAGUAAGGUUCUUCGGUCAUCCCUUCCCUUCUGGUGAAUGGAACACAAACCAAAGCACAGAUAUACACGAUUGUGCGUCGAACGGUGUGCCCUGUGAUAGGCAGGCAGGCAGCCAUUUUGGCAUCUCUGCGAUUGUUCUCUGCAGGGAUGAGCAUAUCAUAUGCACUUGUGUCUUCUGCCAGUUUGCACCACAAUUUGAUGCCAUCUCUUUGUCAACAAUCUGCACCAGUCUUACCACUUGUAUGUGGAUGAAAGGAUCCAACUUCAUGUUACCUUUCAGUGGUAGUUUAUGGCACAGAAUCGAUGCAGCAAAAGCAGACAUAUAGACAAUUCUUAGAUUGUUCAGUAACCAUACAGGUUAGAGGCAUUGCACAAUUUUCAACUGCUGAUGGCUUGUGAUGCUGUUCUGUAUCUCAAGUAUUCUCAUCUUUCGGUGAUCGGAAUCAGUUCUUUGGACUUGUGACAACCAAAAAACCAAUACUGGGGGUCACAGAUUCACAGAAUCGAUUCUUGAUCAUGGAAGCAUGGAGAACAAUAGACAUGCAUAAACAUCACAGACAUUGGAGUAUACUAUGAACAUCUAACAAGCUUACUGAUGCUAAUGAGUUUGUAUCUGGCAAAUUCCACAGUAGGGAUGUAGUAACAGUGGCGAACUAGUCAUCCGGCAUAGUGGACAUGUCAUGCUUAUCCUCUCAGCUCGUUAGAUGUUCGCCACUGUUUGUGAUGUUUUGGGUUAUCAUCAUUUCAGAUAAGACUACAAGACGAACAACUCAAGUGAGUCCAUGGAAGCCAGUUGCAGUCAAGUGUCAUGCGGGUUGGUGUUGUCGAGUGGAUCUAUAUUUAAAUAUAUGUAUGCGAUGAGCAAAAGAAUAGGAUUGCAUCAAACCAAGUAGCAAUGCGCCAUGUCUGGUUUUAUGCAUCUCAAUUAUCAAUCCAAUAUGAACUGAAUCAGAUUCCAUGCGAUCCAUCAACAUGUAGAACAGCAAUUUGUGGAUCCAUCGACAUGCUAGCCAUUGAAGCAAAUAAGUGGUUAAGUAUAAUGCUUUGCUUCGACGCUAUCAUGAUUAUAAAUUAAUGAUAUCAUGGUGCUGUCAGAGAUCUAUAAUUUCACCACGUAAGACUGUUCCACCGCAACACAGAUCCCAUUUAAAGAGAAUAGAUAUAGCACUUUAACCACAUCAUUAGCAUUAAGAUUUGCAUGAGUGGGUUAGUAGUCAGCACUCAGCAAUGGAAAUCUCUGGAGCGACACCCGAGCCUGCUGCGUUAUAUAUUCCACCGCACCAGACCAUCAUGCACACAGAUAGAGAGAGAAGAACAAGACAGCCGAGUAGUUGGAAUAUGUUCUUCGUUUCCGUGCACCCUCCUAAUUCCAUGUUUGUCUUUCUUUUAUGUCGUUUCGUUUGAAGGAGAAUUUAUGAACCAUGGAUUGAUGGAUUCAGAGGCUGCUGCUUCUUCUUCUUCUUCUUCUUCUUCUACUUCUUCUUCUUCUUCUUCUUCUUCUUCUUCUUCUUCUUCUUCUUCUUCUUCUUCUACUUCUGUCUCUAUUUCUUGUGUUGUAUGAAUCCAAAGGUUUCUUUGUUUCAUGCUCAAACAUUCCUGUCGAGUAUCUAAACACACAACAAGAUUUCUUCAGUUGAAACAGUAAAAAGAAGAAGAAAAAUCCCGACUUUGGCUUCGACAUGGUUUGAAUUCUCAGACUGCAAGUCCUCUUCUCAGUUGAUUCCUCUGCAGCGCAAAGCCAGCCAAACACAAGAAAAAGGAAGGAAAACUGCAUCAAGAUCUCACCUUUGGGGAGGAGAAACCGGCUGUGGCUCUUCUUCUUCCUCCAAAGAAUGCAGGAUUCGACGGCGUCGGCGGCAGUUCAAGCGGCAGGGCCUCGGUUUCACGAGCAAGAGCAGAAUCUGAGGUGCCCCCGGUGCGAAUCCACCAACACCAAGUUCUGCUACUACAACAACUACAACCUCUCGCAGCCGCGUCACUUCUGCAAGAACUGCCGCCGCUACUGGACCAAAGGCGGCGCCCUCCGCAACAUCCCCGUCGGCGGCAGCACACGGAAGAACUCCAAGCGCUUCAACGCCUCCUCUUCGUCCUCUGCUGGGUGCAGUAUCAAGCGAUCCAAUCCUCCUACGCCCCUGCCUCGCCUCCCUGGCCUCCCCAAACCCGAGCCCUUCUCUGUUCUCUACCCGCCUCUCGACCCCGACCGCCACUUGCUCGACAUGACGGGAAGCUUCAGCUCGCUGCUGUCAUCCGACGGGCACUUGGAAACCUUCCUGGGCAGCAUCCAUCCGGCGGGCGGCGGUUGCGCUACGUCGUUGCCGAGCUCGAGCAGCGUGAACCGUCGCAGCGUUCGCGUUCAGGGGACGGAAUCGCCGAGCCCGGCCGGCGACAUGUCGACUCCAGCUGUGGAGAACGUCGAAAGACUGGAGACCGAUUCCGAGUGCUGGUCUGCGGGGUGGACGGAUCUUGCCAUCUACAAUCCAGGUUCGAGCAUGCAGUGAAAGAAGAUAACUUGCAACAUAAAACUACAAAGAUCACUCUUUUUCUUGUUCGUAUAGUCUUCUUUUAAUGCAAUUUAAUAGAUAUGUUCAUACGGAUAGAUACAUAAUGAUGAAGAGAUGGAUUUCCAGGUUCCAUUUCCCUGUCUAAUCUGUUCGAUCUUAGUGAGAUUGGUUUUGAGAGUCGAA
This is a messenger RNA of Musa acuminata AAA Group (dessert banana), 3117 nucleotides long. RefSeq names its product dof zinc finger protein DOF3.1-like. The coding region runs from base 2266 to 2931 and encodes 221 amino acids. Lineage: Eukaryota; Viridiplantae; Streptophyta; Magnoliopsida; Zingiberales; Musaceae. Gene Ontology annotation, molecular function: DNA binding; DNA-binding transcription factor activity. Gene Ontology annotation, biological process: regulation of DNA-templated transcription. The record is from RefSeq and is a predicted model, not a curated record. The transcript is spliced from 2 exons.